GGGGGGGAGAGAGUCUCGUGACCGGGAGUCGCGCGGACAGCGAGCGAGGAGCAGCGCGCGGUCCCUCCGGAGAGAAGCUGCCUGUUUUCUGCUCGUGUUCGGGUGUUUUCUGGAGUGGCGCGCGCGCCCGCCAUGCCUGGCGGAAUCGUCACGAGCAGGCCGCUCCAGAACGAGAGCACAGGCAUCGACCUGCAGGUGCCGCUGUACCGGGAGAUUCGCGGCUCCAUGAUGACGGGUCACGUCGAGUACCAGAUCGUCGUGGUGACGCGACUCGCCGCCUUCAAGUCGCCCAAGCACAGGCCGGGAGACAUCGUCCAGCUCUUGGUGUCCAAAAAGUACAGUGAGAUGGACGAGUUUUACUGCAAGCUGGCGGCGCGGUAUCCCACAAUCCCCCUGCCGGCCAUGCCGCGCAAGGCGCUCUUUGUGGGCGAGUCGGACAUCCGGGAGCGCCGGGCGGCUUUCGACGAGCUCCUCAAGUUCAUCUCCAAGAACCCGACGCUGGCCUCCUGCCCGGAGCUGCUGGAGUUCCUGGGAGCUAAGGCAACAGAUGCUGUCGACUUCAAAACCAGGAAGGUCCCCGACUGGGAGGGGGAGGACGAGGAGGAAGGUCUGGACUUCUUCCGGAAGGAUGAGCCUCCUGCGGCAAAAGCGGCUGCGGCGCCCAAACCCGCGCCCCCCCACGACGAGGACGAAGAGGAGGAGGAGAUUCUGGAUCCUCUGGGCAUCAUGCGGUCCAAGAAGCCGAAGCAGAAGCGAACCCCAGAGCCGGAGAAACCGGCGGCGAAGCCGACGGCCCCCAAGUUCACACUUUUCGAUGAGGAGGUGGAUCCAGACGAGGAGCUCUUCGAACCUGCAGCCUGGUCCAGCGCAGACAAACACGGCCCCCUGAAACUGUUUGAGGACCCGGACCUGGGCGGCGCCGUGAAGUCGGGCGACGCCCUGCUGCUGCCAACGGCCUACCGGGGGGGCGGAGUCGAGCUUUCUGUGGAGCGCGAGGACGACGUGGACGAGCUGUUGAGGGUGGACGAAGACUUGGACAAGGUGCUCACGGUCAGUAAGGUGAUGAAACCAGAACCGGUGGCGCCGGCCGUCAAGCCUAAAGUGGCUCCCAAACCGGCGCUGCCCAAGAAGCCCGUGUCCUCGUCCCAGAGCGGCGCCGCCCCUCCCCCGAAGACCAAGGCCGAGACCAUGGACCAGAUGGACAUCCUGCGAUACAUCCAGCAGAACGAGUCGAGCGCCGCCGGGGACGCGGACCUCUUCUAACCCUCCCGGAACGAACGUCUCGCGCGCGCGUCUCGGUCCAGUCGCUCAUAGUCCGUCCUCCGCCCUCGACCGCCGCGACCGCCGCCCCGUUCUCGACCGCGACGUGUCCUCGGAAAGUACCUCCGUUCAGAUCUGUUCUCGGAUCAGCGCCGCGCCGGUCGCAGGCGCUCUCGCGCCCGGGCCGAGCUCCGGGGCGCGUCGCGAGGAGCAAAGGGGACGUGGCGGCGGAGCGGCGGUCGGUGAGCGCCGCGUGGAAGGAAAAUAGACUUUUUUUUCAGUUUUAAUUCACGCGGCAUGAGAAAGGAGGCGAACGGCGACGGGUCGAAUCAAGUGACUGAUAGCUCGCUUUUUACUCACAGCGGCCACACACACACACGCACACACCUGUGCGAGCGCUCUUGAUGCCACCAAGCAUUAAUUUUUCAAACAAGGACACGUCCUGUAUGGGAGAACGACUCUUGAUGUGCUUUUAUGUCGGUCCGUGGCGAGCGCCCGGUGGGGGUUGGGCUUGUGACCCUCGCGGGCAUCGUCUCCUUCCGCAGCCGCACUUGUCCUCGCCGGACCGACACGGCUCGGGAGGAGGAGCGUUUCCUUCCUCCCGACACCCGUCUCCCGUCGAACCCGAGUCGCGUCUCCUCUCGCCGAUGCCGCGAACAAGGUCGAGCGUCUGCGGAAAAUGUCACGUUUAAUUGUGUCCCCCGCAGAGAACCACGCAACCGCUAAACGCUCCCGGUGACGCGAGUCCGGAGUGGAUCGAAAGCGGACGAGAGGAAGUGCGUCCGACCAGACUGCGCUGUGAUUAGCGCGAGACCAGUUGUACCUUAAUCUUCUUUUACUUGUUUUCACCGUUUUAGUCCCUCCUUUCACUAUGGAUUGUAUCUCGUACACUUUUGUUGUUCACAUUGUGCCUCAGCCUCUGUUCCCUGUGCCUGCGACGGCAGCAGGGGGCGUAUUAGUUAAAGAAGCGCGUUAGUCAUUAAAAGAAACUGCGGCGGGGGGGAGGGUCUCUGCUGUUGUACCUUAAAGCAGUGUAUUUUACUGCAGUCUCUUCAGUAAAAAUGCUCACAAA
Scleropages formosus (Asian bonytongue) is the source of this 2332-nucleotide messenger RNA. RefSeq names its product HCLS1 binding protein 3 (gene hs1bp3). The transcript is spliced from 7 exons. Lineage: Eukaryota; Metazoa; Chordata; Actinopteri; Osteoglossiformes; Osteoglossidae. Bases 133 to 1263 code for a protein of 376 amino acids. The record is from RefSeq and is a predicted model, not a curated record. Gene Ontology annotation, molecular function: phosphatidylinositol binding.